Messenger RNA from Verruconis gallopava, 3336 nucleotides. RefSeq lists its product as uncharacterized. The coding region runs from base 149 to 3211 and encodes 1020 amino acids. Gene Ontology annotation, molecular function: beta-galactosidase activity. Gene Ontology annotation, cellular component: vacuole. Gene Ontology annotation, biological process: carbohydrate metabolic process. The record is from RefSeq and is a predicted model, not a curated record. Lineage: Eukaryota; Fungi; Ascomycota; Dothideomycetes; Venturiales; Sympoventuriaceae. The transcript has 2 exons.
ACUAGCUAAAGUUCAGUUGCUCUAUUGAACCUUCUCGCAUUCGCGUUGUGGACAGACGCAGCAUGAAACUUGCUCUUUGAGUUCGAAAUAAUUGCGCUGUGUUCUAACUCCUUCGAAGGCAGCCCAUGCGCACAUCUCGCUGCACAAGAUGGCGCUGCUUUCCGGGGUUAUUGUUCAUACCCUAAUCAUUCUUCUUCUGCUACAAACUGCGUCAGCGAGACAUCCAGAAUUCAGGCCGCAGCAGGUGAUUGGGUUGCAACAGGAUGCCUCUUUACAGACCAAUGUCACUUGGGAUGAACAUUCUCUAUUUAUCAACGGCAACAGAAUCCUGAUAUUCAGUGGAGAAUUACAUCCGUUCAGGUUACCGGUGCCAACAUUAUGGCUGGAUGUAUUACAAAAGAUUCGUGCCUUAGGGUUCAGCGCAGUUAGCUUCUAUGUGGAUUGGGCGCUCGUCGAAGGAACUCCAGGUGAAAUCCGUACAGAGGGCGUGUUUGCGCUGGAGCCUUUCUUUGAAGCUGCAAAGCAUGCGGGCAUCUACUUGAUAGCACGACCAGGCCCCUACAUCAACGCAGAAGUGUCUGGUGGUGGCUUUCCCGGUUGGUUACAACGUGUUAAGGGACAUUUUCGAACGACAGAGGGUGACUUCCUCGAAAAGACGGAUCUUUAUGUAAGAGCCAUCUGUGAAAAAAUUGCUAAAGCGCAAAUCACAAAUGGAGGGCCAGUAAUCCUCGUUCAGCCCGAGAAUGAAUACUCCCAUUGGACGAAUGGCCAGCAGAAUGACCCCAAAUAUAUCGAUUACGUCAAUCAGCAGUUCAGAAAGGCAGGAAUCGUCGUUCCCUUGAUAUCGAAUGAUGCUGCUGCUGACGGAAAUAAUGUUCCUGGAAAACCAGGGGCGUUCGAUAUUUAUGGCCAUGACGGAUACCCAUUGGGAUUUGAUUGCUCAAAUCCAGAUCAUUGGGAUCCGUGGGCCCUGCCAACAGACUGGAGGGACCGCCAUGAGUCUCAGAGUCCAACGACGCCAUAUACGAUCCCUGAGUUCCAAGGCGGUUCUUUCGAUCCUUGGGGUGGUUCAGGCUUUGAGAAAUGUGUAUCACUGACGGAUAGCACCUUUGAGAGAGUUUUCUGGAAGAACUUGUAUAGCUUUGGGGUAAGCAUAUACAAUGUCUACAUGAUCUAUGGAGGAACCAAUUGGGGGAACAUUGGUCACCCCAACGGUUACACAAGCUACGAUUACGGAGCUGUGAUCAGUGAAGAUCGAAGAGUAUCCCGCGAGAAAUAUAGCGAGGCUAAACUUCAGGCAAACUUCCUGGCGGCGUCACCGGCGUAUUUGACUGCCAUUCCACAAAAGGCUCAAGCAGGAGGAUUAGUAAGUACUGAUGCACUCACUGUUACUCGUCUUCAAGGCAACAAAACCCAAUUUCUAGUGGUCAGACAUACAGACUACACGUCACAGGAUGAGACAUCAUAUAAACUCGUACUUGAUCAUACGAGUAUCGGACCGCUUACCAUCCCAUUCAAUGGCAAAGGUCUCACUUUGCAUGGCCGAGAUUCCAAGAUCCAUGUAAUAGAUUAUGACUUGUUGGGCAUCAAUAUGCUAUAUUCUACUGCAGAAAUCUUUACCGUUCAAAAGUAUGGCGACGAGGUCGUGCUAGUUGUUUACGGCGGACCUCAAGAGGAGCAUGAAAUGGCGAUUGCGCUCGGGCGAGAACGAGUGGAUGCACAACAUAUCCGCGGUCAGGGUGUUAGCGUAUCUACUGUGGACAGCUAUGCUGUCUUCAAUUGGCAAACGAGUUUGGGUGAUAAGGCAUUAAAAUGGGGCGCUCUCACGGUGUGGUUUUUGGAUCGUCAAUCUGCAUACAAUUGCUGGGUUCUUGGUGUUGUCAAUGAGGCUGACGACCAAUAUCCUUAUGCUGGCCAAGCCAGCUUGUCAGUGUUUAUCAAAGGCGGGUAUUUAAUGCGCACGGCAAGCAUAUCGGGCAGCACGCUGAAAAUCACCGGUGACAUUAACGCCACAACAACGAUAGAGAUCAUCGCUGGCGCGCCGAAACCACUCUCUGCACUUUACUUCAACGGCGAAAAGGUACCAUUCGAGCAGGAUCCUUAUGGCAUUGUGACGGCUAGUCUGCCGUACCGACCUAUUGAUAUUGACCUCCCGAAUCUUGCGGCUCAGACUUGGUACUACAUUGACUCUUUGCCUGAACUCCAGGAUGAAUACUCGGAUACAGCUUGGGUGAAAGCGGACCUCAAGUGUACCAACAACAGCUAUCGCGAGCUGACCACACCAACCAGCUUGUUCGGUAGCGACUAUGGUUUCCACACGGGAACAUUGAUAUUUCGAGGACACUUUCAAGCGAAUGGACACGAAAGAAAGCUCUCUAUUCACGCGCAAGGUGGCAAUGGAUUCGGAUUCUCCGUCUGGCUCAAUAGUACAUUUCUUGGCAGCCUCAAAGGCGUUGGCUGGUCCGGAGACGACAGGAUAAGUUCUCGCUUGCCGAAGUUGGAGCCGAAUGCUUCAUAUGUCAUCACUGUUGUAAUAGAUAGCAUGGGAUACGAUGAGAACUUCAUCGUGGGGUUAGACACCAUGAGAGCAACUAGAGGCAUCUUGGACUACAGCCUCGAUGGACAAUCGCAAAAUGACGUGAUGUGGAAAGUCACCGGCAACUUGGGCGGAGAGCAGUACUACGAUAAAUCAAGGGGACCGCUGAACGAAGGCGGUCUGUGGGCUGAGAGGCAUGGAUUCCAUCUCCCUGGCGCACCAGUCAAGGACAAAGGCUGGAAAGCUGUGCCCAAAGGCCCGGUGGAAGGGAUCACGAGGGCUGGAGUGGCCUGGUACGUCACCAGCUUUGAUCUCAACGUCCCGCAAGGCUACGACGUGCCUAUCGCGAUCCAGCUCCCAGACAUUGCAUCUUCGACAGCUGGCCCUCCUGGGACUUCAUUGCCAUCUGCCUAUCGGGUGCAGCUCUACGUCAACGGUUGGCAGUUCGGAGAGUAUGUCCACCAUUUAGGACCGCAAACAAAGUACCCGGUGCCCGAGGGCGUCUGGGACUACAACGGAACGAACUGGGUGGCGAUCAGCCUGUGGGCAAUGGAUGGUAGCGGUGCAAGACUGCAGGACAUCAAACUGGUCGCCGGGCCUGUGGUUCAAACCGGUUACACGGGGGUCAAGAAAGUGGAAGCGACCUCGUGGACAAAACGACGAGGGGCAUACUGAAAGUGCGAAACCGAUCUCUUGUUUUCCUUUUCACCCAAGUUGGUGAAUUUCAUGUUUAUCAGACUAGCUAAAGACGAAAUCGCACAUGAACGUGUCAGGCAACGGCGACGCAGUGCCCUCUCCGA